Messenger RNA from Mercenaria mercenaria, 3084 nucleotides. RefSeq lists its product as uncharacterized. NCBI's taxonomy places the organism in Eukaryota, Metazoa, Mollusca, Bivalvia, Venerida, Veneridae. The record is from RefSeq and is a predicted model, not a curated record. The coding region runs from base 345 to 2672 and encodes 775 amino acids. The transcript is spliced from 3 exons.
UAACGCUAUGGAGGUUUACUAGGACACGCUGUGGAACAACCGAAAUGUGCAGUUCAGUACCAAUGCAAGCUACCCUGCUGCCGUUUACACAUCGGACAUUUAGAAAACAGUAAACAAUUCUAUUCUACCUAGUUUACAGCCUAAAAUAACUUACAUUUUAACCCCAAGACACAAACUUGUUUGACACUUCAAAAUAACUGUGACGAUCGGCCAUUUUGCUGCAAAACGAAAGUAGAAAACCUAUGCCGUACUGUUUCCGCGCUACUGGUUCCCGAUGAUGACGUUUACUAUGCAGAUGAAAACGGCUUCUUGAUCGAGUUCUGGAGGCCGAUGGAAGAGAAGAUAUGACUAUCUUAUAUGAAUCGUACCGACUGGAAAGUAUAGACAGUGGUUAUGAAAUUGAAAUGGAUAGGAGGUCCUUUGUCGAUGUUUUCCUAAAAUUAUUUCCAAAUGCUAUAAGAAAGAAGGUUCGACAAGGACAGUUUGUAAAAAAUGUGUAUGAAGGCAUCAAGCUUAAACCACUAGAACCUGUGCUUACUUCUACUGCUACGCACUCUUUCGAACAGUUAAUAAGUAUAUUACCGUGUGAUUUUGUAGUGAAAGAAUAUAGUGAAGAGCGUGUUCUAUGCAACCUGGAUACGUUCUUUAAAUCAAAUGGCAAUACUGUACAGAAGAAUGUCACUUUUCAUAAAGAUUUGAUAUUUUCUGUUAUUGUUGGACAACAAGCAGUUGAUCUUAAGCAGUUAGGUAUUUCCAACAGAUUUCUGCUCAACCAAAAUAGUAUAGACCUUGUGUGUCAAACUGUACGAAAAAUUGAACUAUGUCACGGGAUUGAAAUGAAAAAGACCGUCAAGUGUACUCGUUUUCAUACGCUGGAUGCUUGGAGAAACGAAAACAGUAAUGAAACAACCAAGCGUAUCAGAUCGGUUCUGUGUUUAAGGGUUGCUAAGUUUACAUCCAAGACGAACGUUUGUAGGAUAUGUCAGCAUAUGACCAUGGAAGUAAAGACACCCGGAAAAGAAAAUCUGCAGAUAAACGAUCCUUCAGGCAAAAACAUUACAAAAGAGCAAGUGAAAAAAUUAAUACCUGGGGCUCCAGAAGAAAUGGUGGAUUUUUUAGUCAGCCAGGCAAAGAAUAUAUGUACAACCCCGAAGGGCAGGCGAUGGAGCCAACCUAUAAUGUCUAAAUGCCUCCAGUUAUAUGCCAAGAGCCCUCAUUUUUAUAAGCAGUUAAGAGACUCUAAGCUGGUAGUUCUCCCUUCUCCUGCUGUGAUCGUUUUGUACAAGAACCGGGUAAAACAUGCAGUUGGAUUUCAAGACGAUAUUUUCAGAUGGAUGCACUGUGAAGCUAGACGUCUUGAAAUACCAGAAGAAAGCUGGGAUGGUGGAAUUCUUGUGGAUGAAAUGGCAAUACAAGAAGAUAUCCAAAUUAAUAAACAUGGUGAUAUUAUUGAACUCACAGGAUUUGAAAACGUUGGACAGGAAGCAAUGACAUGUGGCAUUCUAAGAAAGGGAAAAAAGGAAAUUACACUUGGAAACCACGUGCUACAAUUCAUAUUUCUAGGCAAUAGCGGAUUUCGUUUUCCGUUCGCUCAUUUUAUUUCUACAAAUAUCCAAGCGUAUGAAUUAGACACCCUUUUUUGGGAAGCCGUUUAUCUUUUAAAAAUGUAUGGCUUUAAUGUUUCAUAUGUAUGCAUGGACGGUGCACAAAGUAAUCGUACGUUCAUGCAUAUUAACAUUGGGAAAAAUGCCACAUCUUUGAUUGCACAAAAUCCUUGCGAACCCGAAAAUCCAGUGAUAUUUUUAAUGGACUCGUCUCAUGUUUUUAAGAAAAUUAGAAACAAUGUGAUAAAGAGUGGAAUUCAAAAAGGUUGUACGCGACAUCUUCAACUUCCCAAUGGUGAUAUCAUUAAUUGGGAAAUGUGGGCAGAUGCAUACACCUGGGAUAAAUCUAACGCUCUCCAAUUACACAGGAAAUUGACAAACGAACACAUCUACCCAUCACCACAAUCGAAAAUGCGCAACCAUCUCGCUGAACAGGCAUUAAAUACUGAAAUGCUACAUCUUAUGCUACAAUAUCAGUUGUCUUUAGGUAAUAAAGGUAGUAUCUUAAAUGGCGCAAUUGAAUUUCUGAAGAAAACUUCAAGACUGAUUGAAUUAUUUCAUGACACAAGACCGAUACGACUGGUAACUGAUGAACGUUUACAGGAGCUGAAAUGCAUCAGUGACUGGUUUGAAAACUGGACUGACUGUAUAAGAAGUGGUCCCGGAUCUUCUGCCGAGAAAGCACAUAAACUUAUAUCGCAGCAAUGCUUAGAAGAUAUUCGGUCGUGUAUAAUAGGGUUUUGCGAAUUGUGUUACAAGGUUUUGACUGGAAAAACCACGUACAUUAUUCCAGCUCUAAUUAAUUCAGACGCAGUCGAGAAUCAUUUCUGUCAAGAACGUAGUACCUACAAUGGGGCAAACACAAAUCCCAAUGCACUUCAGUACCGGAACAAUUUAAAUUCUAUAAUUCUCGGCCAAAAUAUUGUUUCUCACAAGUGCAACACUGGAAAAUCACUCAAGUCACCAGCAUUGGCAUAUAGUCAAAGCAACAAAAAAACAGUUAAAAGAAAGAAAAGUGAUUCCGCUGAUAGCAAUCCCCCAACAUCAAUAAAAGUCUUAAGAAUGUAACGUAUUAUGAAUAUAAUGCAAAAAUGUAAGAACAAUUUGUGGUUGUACAUGCGAAUGAUAAUUAUAUUGUACCUUUUGUGAUGUCUACAACAGUUUAGGUUAUUGUCCAGGUCCUGUGAUUUCUGUGUAAUAAAUGCAUGUAUUUCAUCAGGAUGUGACAAGCAUACGCAUGGGUGAAAGUUGACAAUUCGUAAUCCGUCCGGUUUUCUUACUCUUCCCAUGGCGACACCAAGUUGACCAGGUUUAAAAAUCUGUUGACAGUCGACCGUCACCCUGGAUACAUGUAACACAUGAUUAUAUGAUUAGUUGUUUAUUUAUUAUAUUAAUUAGAUCUUUUAUAGCUAGACGAUUUGGUAAAUAAAAUGAUGAUAUAGAUUACAGACAUUCUAAUAAAACAGCAAAUAGACAAUGA